AUGAAUGGACUCCCCAUUUCCAACGUCAUAGAAGGCUGCUGCAUCAACGACCCUUGCUACUGUCGUUCCGAUGUCGUUUUCUACAACGGGAAAGCUUAUGAUCAAAAACCGUAUCUAGCAGCUCGGCUGAGAACCCGGCCUGGAAAUGUCAUGUACAUGGAAGGAAAGCUUGUCCCGCCAUUUGUUCCUGGCAAAUCACCGCAAAUCUACGGACCUUACAGGAACAAUGAUAGAUAUCCAAGGACAAUGGGUUAUAAUGAAAGCCAGUUCGGAAAACCCAUGGAUCGAUGUUGUACUACUUCCAUCUACAACGAUACAGUCCCGCCCUAUCACAACACGCGAAACUUUGCCUACUCGAGAUUGGGUCUGCCCUUUGGAGAGACUCUGGGAUAUUUCAGGUUCAAACCUGAUAAAAUAUGCGACUGCAGAACUACACCGGUUCAAAAACUAGGCGACUGCUGCACGUGUGAGCCCGGAGAAUACAACCCUGCCCAGUAUAGACGAGAUGAGUGUCCAGGACAACCUUGCUGUUGUUGA
Messenger RNA from Candidula unifasciata, 537 nucleotides. The record is from the annotation of a GenBank genome assembly. Lineage: Eukaryota; Metazoa; Mollusca; Gastropoda; Stylommatophora; Geomitridae.